Molecule: messenger RNA, 584 nt
Organism: Rhipicephalus sanguineus (brown dog tick)
Lineage: Eukaryota; Metazoa; Arthropoda; Arachnida; Ixodida; Ixodidae
Product: corrinoid adenosyltransferase MMAB-like
Exons: 5
Coding region: 9-518 (169 amino acids)
Molecular function (GO): corrinoid adenosyltransferase activity
Source: RefSeq, a predicted model, not a curated record
AAUGUCGCAUGUUCGAUGGCAACAAUCGCGUAUGCGUGUACUGUAGUGGACUGUGUGUUGUGUCAGGCACGUCCGCAACGUACACUGGGCAGAGGCGGCGCAAGGACGACGCAGUCUUCGAGGCCCUGGGUGCCACAGACGAGCUCAACUCUCACAUUGGCUACGUCGCGUAUCCUAAAGCAUACCAGAGGUCAGCGAACAGCUCAAAUGGGUUCAGUGCUUGCUCCAAGACCUCCAGGCUUCUAUCGCAACGCCGUUGUCAUCAGCAUCGGAGGGGCAGAGAGCCAAAACCGAGUUUCCAGCCGAGCACAUUAAGGAGCUGGAACAGUGGAUUGAUGCACAUUCCGAGAACCUGCCACCACUCAAGAAUUUCAUCCUUCCCGGUGACUUCACUUUUCUUGGAAAAAGAGGUGGAUGAAGUUGUGAUGAAAUAUAUAAAUAGGUUGAGCGACUACCUGUUCGUAGCUGCGCGGGUCUGCUCUCACCACGAAAAUGCGGAGGAAACUAUUUACAAGUGACACCGUACCAAGGAUACUAUCCAUUCACAUUAUAGGUCUUUCCAUAAUUAAAUGGUUUUAUUACCU